CCAAUCCCGCACAACGGACAGUAGCGUCUCCAGAAACUGUCCACACUUGACUUCACCUCCGACCGUGUCAUCCACUUGCGUGUGUCCGCCUCACGGUGAGACUGUGUGGGGUGUCUCUGUGGCAGCAGCCGACCUCGACUACGGUUUGAAAGAGUGAUUUGAUACACAUUAGACAGGAAAGGACUCGUGUAAGGAGAAUGUCGGAUUUCGACAGCAAUCCGUUCGCGGACCCGGACUUCAGCAACCCGUUUCAGGAUCCGUCAGUGACCCAAGUGAGACCGGCGGUUCCUCCUGGGCUGGAGGAGUACAAUCCUUUCACAGAUGCCAAACCAAAGCCUGCAGGGACAGCACCCAAGACUGCUGCACCCACCGUCAACACACAACCAGCCAUCAUGAAUCCCACAGAGGAGCCUCCUGCCUACUCGCAGCUUCAGCCACAGGAGCAGCCGCGAGCAGCUGCCGAGCUCUUAAAGCGACAGGAGGAGCUGGAAAGGAAGGCUGCAGAGCUGGACCGCCGGGAGAGAGAAAUGCAGUCACUCAGUGCUUCAGGAGGCAGGAAAAACAACUGGCCUCCACUUCCCGAGAAGUCACCCGUGGGUCCCUGUUUCUACCAUGACAUUACCGUGGAUAUUCCUGUCGAGUUUCAGAAAACCGUCAAGAUCAUGUACUACCUCUGGAUGUUUCAUACCGGAACCCUGCUUAUUAACAUGGUCGGCUGCCUGGCCUGGUUCGCUGUAGACUCAGGACGUGGCAUUGACUUUGGCUUGUCCAUCCUCUGGUUUCUGCUCUUCACGCCCUGCUCUUUCGUCUGUUGGUACAGACCGCUUUACACAGCCUUCAGGAGUGACAGCUCAUUCCGAUUUUUCCUUUUCUUCUUCGUGUACAUCUGUCAGUUUGGCGUCUAUGUGCUCCAGUGUAUCGGCAUCCCUGGCUGGGGCGCCAGUGGUUGGAUCUCAGCUCUGACUUGCCUGAACAGGAGCAUCCCAGUGGGCAUUAUAAUGAUCCUCAUCGCUGCUCUCUUUACCUCGCUGGCCGUCAUGUCACUCAUCAUGUUUAAAAAGGUCCAUGCGAUGUACAGAACCACCGGCGCCAGCUUCGAGAAGGCCCAGCAGGAGUUUGCCACGGGCGUCAUGACCAACAAGACGGUCCAGAUGGCCGCGGCCAAUGCCGCCUCCAGGGCCGCGCAAGAAAGCUUCAAAGAGCAGAUCUGAUUGGCCCGGAGAGCUCGCUCAUCUCUCUCUCUCUCUCUCUCUCUCUCUCUCUCU
Molecule: messenger RNA, 1265 nt
Organism: Solea solea (common sole)
Lineage: Eukaryota; Metazoa; Chordata; Actinopteri; Pleuronectiformes; Soleidae
Product: secretory carrier-associated membrane protein 1-like
Exons: 9
Coding region: 198-1211 (337 amino acids)
Biological process (GO): protein transport
Cellular component (GO): trans-Golgi network membrane; recycling endosome membrane
Source: RefSeq, a predicted model, not a curated record